UAAAACAACCCAAAUCACAAAAGCAAGUUGCCUCCAUUUCGAGAACAAGCUUUUUCUUUCUUUCUUUCUUUGGGGCUUCUUUCUUUCCUGAAAGGCAGGCUGGCUUCCACCAUCAUCAUCAUCAGCCAACUGUGUUUUAAUCUUCAUCGCAAUCAAUCCAAAUUCUUCUAUCUGAGUUUCUCUCCCCAUUUCGCCUCUGAAUUCUUCACCAAUGUAACCGUUUUUCACUUCGUGUCAACAGGUCAUAAUUUAAUGCACAGAUAGUUGAUGAUUGAAGCUGUAAGCAACAUAUGCAGUAUAAUAGUUGAUGAUUGAAGCUGUAAGCCACAUAUGCAGUAUACAUUUUUGGACCGAAUGGUGAACAUGAUUGCUGUAACGAAGAUCAAGUAAAACAAGGGAUAAGUCUUUAUUAAGUCGUUAGAAGCUCGUCGACGACGAUGAAUUGGAUAAAAAAAUUGCAGGGUCUCACUCGGUUGUCUAAGGUCAACACAUCUAUAACCACAGGCAGUUUGCCGAAUAACUCUCUACUGAACAAACAACAAAAUGACCUUCUUCUUGCCGAAAGUCUAGUUUCUGAACGUAAAUUAUUGCAUUGGAGAUCAUAUGGACAACUCUACGGUUCUGGACCAAACUUGUCUAGGAAAUUUGAGCGUGCGAUACACACUGGUCCGGACUUGAGUAGAGAUUUUCUAGCGCAACUGUGGGUUGCAGAUGGUAAAAUUAAAAAGACCCGUGAGAAAAGAAGACAAAAAUCUGUUGGACAUGCAAUCAAACAUGAACAAGUUUUGGACAUGAAAGGUUUACAUGGCAGUUCUGUAACUAGUAAUGGAGAUUAUGAUUACCGACACGUUGCCCGAGAUUCUCGAGAGUACACAUCCCCAGAAGAGGCUUGGAUUGCGCCUCUUCUUUCAAGGUCUAAUUUACUUAUUACGAGGGACAUAGAAUGGGCCAACCUCACACUUGGUUUUGAACAAGAGAACAGAUAUGCAAUAGUUGAUGUCAGCAACCCGCAAGUGCCUGCAGGUUUUAUCCGUGAGCAGAGCAAUGUCAUUGCCAGACAAUUGCUUCGAACGAGGCGACCGUUUGUUGCUACGAUAACCGAUGCCUACGGUAACGAGCUGUUUAGGGUACGGAGGCCCUUUUGGUGGAUAACCAGCUCAAUUUAUGCAGAAGUAGGUGGAAAGGAAAUUGGUGUGGUUCAUAGAAGAUGGCAUCUCUGGAGGAGGAUUUAUGAUUUGUACUUGGGUAAUGAGCAGUUUGCAGUGGUUGAGAAUCCUGGGUUUUGGUAUUGGACAUUUACCUUGAAGGACAUCAAUGGUGAGGUGCUGGCCGAGAUUGAUCGCGACUGGCGCGGUUUUGGUUUUGAGGUGUUCACCGAUGCGGGUCAGUAUGUAAUCCGAUUCGGGAGCGCUGCUGCUGCUACUAAAGGCAUAUCAGAACUUUCUAAAAAGGUUCAAGAAUUUGAAGUGGCGCGUCCGCUGACAUUGUCGGAGAGAGCUGUAACCGUUGCACUUGCGAUAUCGUUGGAUAAUGAUUAUUUUUCCAGACAUGGAGGCUGGGGAAUUCCUUUCAUUGCAGUUGCGGAAUGAUGACGUUUGCUUCAAAUUUUUAGUCUGCUGAAGAUCUAUGGACAUUCGUAGUUUGUGUUACGGUUUUGUUGACAGAAGUUAUAUCUAUAUGUAGUAGUUACUUUGGAACAAAUUUCUACAAUGUGUCGAAUCAUCACCUUGGCGGAAAAUUUAAUAUACUCGAGAACACUUCAUAUCUCUUCAA
Molecule: messenger RNA, 1773 nt
Organism: Helianthus annuus (common sunflower)
Lineage: Eukaryota; Viridiplantae; Streptophyta; Magnoliopsida; Asterales; Asteraceae
Product: altered inheritance rate of mitochondria protein 25
Exons: 14
Coding region: 438-1589 (383 amino acids)
Biological process (GO): plasma membrane phospholipid scrambling
Cellular component (GO): plasma membrane
Molecular function (GO): phospholipid scramblase activity
Source: RefSeq, a predicted model, not a curated record